This is a messenger RNA of Danio rerio (zebrafish), 3200 nucleotides long. NCBI's taxonomy places the organism in Eukaryota, Metazoa, Chordata, Actinopteri, Cypriniformes, Danionidae. The record is from RefSeq and is a predicted model, not a curated record.
CAUUUUCCACUUAAUCCUCUCCCAUCCCCCUUCAACUCAUCUCCGCAUUAUCCUCCGUGCAUUUGAAUGAUUUUGUCACGGGGGUCUUUCUGCUUUUUUUUUUCUCCCCCUCCCCAUCGCCUCAUUUCUCUCCCCUCCGCCGAUUAUUCUGCUGUUUUCAUUUCUCUCCAGCGUCGAGAAGCGGAAACUGAGCAACUUCACAUGCUGCCUCUUGAUAUUUGACUUUCGCAUGUAGCCUAUAUGUACAUGCAGGAAUGGAUUUAACUCAUAAUCCGAGCACUAGAGCUGCUGGACAUUGAUAAUGGUUGGAAAUAAAUGGAUGUAUAUCGGAAGUGACCGCGACGAGCGUUUCAGAAGAGAAUAAUGUGAAUUUCAGAGGAUCAGCUGUGAAAAAGCAAGCAGAAGAAACAGGGGUUCUCACCAUCUGGAGUUGUGUGUGUGAUACUGGAUUUAAUGUCAGAUGACAGGGACAGUAUGGCAGCACAUUGAAAUAUCCUCAAGACGACUAGAAGACACUUUAGGAGAAGCAGCUCCAUGAUACGGAGAGGAGCAAAAACACGGGAGGAUGUCAACAGAGGCUGAACCUCAAGCAGAACUUAAAGUCACCGUCAAGAAGGAGUCCAGGAGAAGAGGUCGGUUCAGCGUUUUUACAGUGACCGGUCAGGAUCGCAGUGAACAGGCGCUGAUUCAGCGCUACAGAGGUGACGGGAUCCGUUAUAAGGCUAAACUAAUUGGGAUUGAUGAUGUGACGGCGACGCGAGGAGACAAACUGUGCCAGGACUCCAUGAUGAAGCUGAAGGGAAUCGCUGCCUCUGCGCGCUCAAAAGGGAAACACAAGCAGAGGAUUUUCCUGACCGUGUCUUUUGGUGGAAUCAAGAUUUAUGAUGAGCGAUCAGGGGUCUUACAGCAUCAUCACUCUGUUCAUGAAAUCUCCUACAUUGCCAAAGACUCACGAGACCAUCGCGCCUUCGGCUAUGUGUGCGGGAAAAAAGGCAACCACAAAUUUGUGGCAAUCAAAACCAGCCAUGCAGCAGCGCCAGUUAUACUGGAUCUGCGAGACCUUUUCACCCUCAUUCAUGAUAUAAAACAAAGGGAAGAAGCAGAAAAAAAGAGCCAGAAGGAAAAACACUGUGAACAAGUCAUCUAUCAGACUAUUCUGGAAGAUGAGGUUGAUGAUCCGGUGUAUCAGUACAUUGUGUUUGAAGCCGGACACGAGCCCCUGCAUGGCCACCAAUCAGAGGAGAGCGUUUACCAGGUCCCCACAAGUCAGCAGAAAGACGGGAUCUAUGACGUUCCAAAACACCAUCUAAUGGCUAAUAUUAGCCAGGUGGAUCUUUUUGGAGACAUGGCCACCCCGCCAGACAUCCUUUCUAUGCCCGCAUCACCGGCCACCACACUGGAUCCCGGAAGGAGACGACGAUUUGUCCGACCUGAACUCUUCACCCAUUUUAGUCCACCCGCUGUCCCCACAGGUUAUAUGACCAUGGGUGCCCUCCAGGCGGCUCACUGGACGCCCCAGGCCACUCCGAUGGCGUUCGGGGUUCAGACACCGCUCCACAUGGCCCAGAUGCUCCCCGGAGGACAGCCUGUGAUUUGGGGCCAGGCCAACCUCUUCCACUCCCCAGCCACGGGUCAGCAGCAGUGGGCGUUCGUCCCAGCGCAGGCUGUUGGUUUGGGGACGCACCCCAUUUCAGCCGCGGUGCUCCAGGGUCUGAUCCCCCUCGCCAGCAUGCGCCCUCAGUCCUGUGAACCUCCGGAGACGUCCUCAAACUUUAUGAGCCCUCAGCAUUUAGUAGACUCAAGGGGAUCUGAGCAUGCCAUAAACACAGACCCUCAUGAGGAAGUAAUAACUGCGGAGAUUUGCAUAAACAAACAGGACACUAUUGAGCCCUCGGUGGACUCCUGCGAGGAGCUGGAUCUUUCACAGAUGACACUGCAGACUACAGAGCCGUCGACAUCAGCGUCCGCUACUGAUUCUUGUGCGACUCCUGAUCCGGAGAAGCAAACCACCGCAGAUGCCACUUCAGUAGAGGAAUUACAGGACAGCUCAGUCAGUGUGCCAGAAGUUUUGGAGAAAGCAGCAGAUGCUCAGAUAAAUCCUCCAGACUCUUCCCAGCAGGAUGCCUAAAGAGCGACGUCUUCUGGGAAGAGCCACUGAAGAGGAAACAAAGCGGAAGGGACUGAAAAUAACUGUGCUGAACUUUGUGGGACGUUUCACAAAGUCUGAUGACCGAAAACUGACAGACUGGAUCUAUUUUAAUGAAUAAAGUGCACCUUUAGCUCGCAAAGGACAGAGUUUGACUGUCUUAUCAAUAGCCGGGAAUGAAAUACUCAAGAAAUGAAAUAUUUUUUUGCAAAAUAAAUCUAAAAACUGACGCAAUGUGGGAAGCGAGGCCAGUGGGAUCACAGUAUGAUGGACGUGCAAAUGCAUGAAGUCAAAGACGAAUAAAAAGAGUUUUUUAGAAGCCAAAAAAUAAUAAUAUUUAAAUUAAAAUCAUCUUUUUUUAUUUAAAGGUGCAGUAGGUGAUCUGCCAAAAUGCCAUUCAUUAGCAUAAUAACUUUGAAAACACAGUCCCUCUCCUGCCGUCCAAAGCCACGUGUCCUGAACUCACACAUUAAAGAUGACAGAAACCCACUAGAUCAUGUCAUUCGCCAGUUAGAAAACAUUAAAAUACUUAAUACUACAAUUCCCAACGAAAAAUGGUAUUAUAUCUAGCACGUUUUCAGCUGUGGAGCAAGCAAAACUUGCCAUAAUGUGCAAUAUUUCAUGCAUGCAAGGAUCGCUCAUCUAUUGGAGCAGCGCAUGUGAGAUGCUGGUUUUCUGCGCACAUGCGUCAGUUUGCUUUCACCAGCAUUGUUUUAGUCAACCCAGGCUCAUUCUGAAAGAGUAGCCCCGCAGACGUUUCUGUAGAGCGCAAAAUACGUCCCGGGAGGUACGUAUUUGUGCAGUUUUUGUUUUUCGACAAUCCGCGAGAGAUCACGCUCGCGCUGGUUGUAAAAAGCCACCAGAGGCAGCUGUCGAGUGACCGUCUGUCUGACUGACUGAAUGACCGAAUGACUAAACCAGGGGUCACCAACAUGGUGUCUGUGGGCCCCAGGUAGCCCACCAGGUUCACAUGAGCUGCCCGCGGGCCUGUUCUAAAAAUAGCUCACCAUAGCACCACAUAUGAGUAAGCUGCAUCUAAUAUUUUUAUAGGGAU